Molecule: messenger RNA, 465 nt
Organism: Rhopalosiphum padi (bird cherry-oat aphid)
Lineage: Eukaryota; Metazoa; Arthropoda; Insecta; Hemiptera; Aphididae
Exons: 4
Coding region: 1-465 (154 amino acids)
Source: RefSeq, a predicted model, not a curated record
AUGGUAAACAAAACCAAAAUCCCUCAACCAUACAUCGAUUACAUACAGAGCGAGUUGGAGAUAGCUUGUGUGGAAAUCUAUGACGGACACGCAUGGAAGGAUUUAAAUAUAUCGUCUAGGAUCCUUAAGACGUGCUCAAUUUGCGGUGUGCGGAACGUAUGGCCAUGGAUAACUACAAUCAAGUGUAAGGAAUGUAAGAUGGUUUGUCAUCGACAAUGUUUGGCCGAAAUCGAUGAGAAAAUAUGUCCUUUAAUCGUUAACCAUUAUGGUGAAAAUGUAUCGACGAUUUCAAAGUCAAAUAACGAACCGUCUUCCACUGCCCUGAUCACGGGAGAAAUCGACGACGACGUCCUAAUGGCCAUGUACGACUACGAAAACGGCGUUUGUCAUGCUAAAAAAUCGGCGUCAAACGAAGUGUUCUGUCCGCUCGUCGAAAGUAAAAGAUCGUCUUCCGAACCUAGCUAA